GCCAUGUGUAACUCAACAAUGCAAUUGGUUUGUGGAAUGGCUGCUUGUAUUAUGCAAACAGGAGAACCAAGUUGUGUGUGUGAGGCAGGAUUUCAGUUCAAUGCAACUCUUCAAAUCUGUGAAGAUAUUGAUGAAUGCAUUGGAAACAAUACAUGUGAGUCAGAUAACCUGUGUGAGAACUUUGAUGGAGGAUAUAAUUGUACCUGCAAUUCUGGAUAUGAACUUGAUUCAAAUGGAAGAACAUGCUCAGACAUUGAUGAAUGUCAACUAGGUCUUGAUAGCUGUGAUGGGAAUGCUACAUGUAUAAACACCGAAGGAAACUACACCUGUUCUUGUAAUUCUGGCUUCAUGGGAGAUGGAAAUAUAUGUUCUGAUGUGGAUGAGUGCAUGACUCUAACUCCAUGCUCCAUGAAUGCAAAUUGUACAGAUACAACCGGCUCAUUCACCUGCACAUGUCAUUCUGGAUACACUGGAGAUGGAUUCAAUUGUGUUGAUAUUGAUGAAUGUGAACUUGGAAGUGAUAACUGUCAUAUAAAUGCUGACUGUAUCAACAAUAAUGGAAGCUUCAAUUGUGUUUGUGAUCCUGGCUAUACAGGAGAUGGACUUACAUGUGAAAAUAUUGACGAAUGUGACUCAAUGCCUUGUGGAGAAAAUGCUAACUGUACAGAUGAUGAUGGUUCCUUCACAUGCUCCUGUCAAUUAGGAUACCAAGGAGAUCCUUAUAUGAGUUGCAUAGACAUCAAUGAGUGCCAGAACCCAGCAUUGUUCUCAUGUCAUCCACUCGCAUCUUGUAUAAACACACCUGGUAACUUCACAUGUGAAUGUGAUGAGGGCUAUGAAGGCAAUGGGACUAAUGAUUGCUCAGAUCGUAAUGAAUGUGAUGACAUCCUUGAGUUUUGUGGACCUUUUAGCACCUGUGUAAACUCUGAUGGAUCCUAUGAAUGUAUGUGCCUUGAAGGUUUCUUGAAAGAGUCUGUGGACAGUAACUGUACUGAUUUGAAUGAAUGUGACACUGUUCAAAACACCUGUCCUCCUGAUAUCUCUACAUGCACUAACAUAGAUGGUGAUUUCAACUGUACAUGUAACACUGGGUUUGAGAAUGACACACCCAAAUCUUGCAUUGACAUAAAUGAGUGUGACCGUGGUACCGACAACUGUAUGGGCAGUGAAGAUUGUAUCAAUGUUAUUGGAGAUUUUAGGUGUAUUUGCAGCGAAAACUUCACUGAAAUCGUUGGAAGCUGUGAAGCUUCAUUAUCUUUGGAAUUGAGAGUGAGAUUUGAAGCUAUCCUAGGACUUGUUGUUUCAGCCAGCCCAACUGUUCUUGAUUCUCCUGCAAAUCUUAAUCAACUCGAAGGAGAUAUGCUCUCAUUCCUUCAAAGUACUCCAGAACUUGGAUUAAACAGCCUUGCUGUAACAGUAUUAAAUGUGAAUGUGACUGGUCAGUAUGCAUAUGUAGACUUCAGGGUUGAUGUCAACACAACGUUGAGUAUGAAUAAAAUGGAGUUGGAAUCAGUGUUUUUCAAUUCUCUUCCGGAUAACCAGCGGUUUGGAUCUCUUGCCCAACAAAACGUGGUUAGUCAAGAGGAUGUUGAUGAAUGUAUGGAUGAUUCUGAGCUUUGCAGCAAUGGAACUUGUACAAACACUAUUGGAUCUUUCUUCUGCACAUGCAAUGAAGGAUAUAUGGAAGAUGACACAAGCACUGCUUGUUUAGACAUUGAUGAAUGUGAUGAUUUAAGCCUGUGUACAGAUGGAGAGUGUGAAAACAACAAUGGUUCAUUUUCUUGCAUUUGUAAUGAAGGAUUUGAAAUCAAUGUUUCGGGUGAUCAGUGCCAAGAUAUCGAUGAGUGCAAUGGUGAUAAUGAAUGCACUGGUACUGGAAUAUGCAUGAACACUGAGGGAUCAUACACAUGUAUUUGUAUUCCAGGAUAUCAACCCAGCCCAAAUAUGACUUCUUGUGAAGAUAUUAAUGAGUGUUUGAAUGAUCCUUCACUCUGUGCUAAUGGAAUAUGUGAAAAUACACAGUCAUCAUAUAUCUGCAUGUGUAAUGAAGGAUUUGUAGAGUCUAGCAAUAGACGAGCUUGUGACGACAUAGACGAGUGUCUGGAAAGCCCUUGUGGUAAUGGGACCUGCACCAAUAACAAUGGAUCUUACACAUGUGCCUGUAAUGAAGGCUUUGAACUGAGUAUUAAUGGCAGUACAUGUUCAGAUAUUGAUGAAUGUGCUGGAAAUGUUAAUCCCUGCUUCAAUGGUACCUGUAUCAAUACCAUCGGAUCAUAUACAUGCAACUGCAGCAUUGGAUUUACUUUGAGUAAUGAUAGCAGUACAUGUGGGGUUUCAUGUGGUUCAUCUGUGUGUCAAAAUGGUGGGACAUGCAUAGGUUCUAAUCAAUGUUCCUGUAUUACUGGAUUUAAUGGGUCUGUGUGUGAGAAUAAUAUAGAUGAUUGUUCCCCUUAUCCUUGCAUGAAUGGAGCGACUUGUAAUGAUGGUGUUGACAGCUUCACCUGCUCCUGUGUGUCCGGUUAUACUGGAAAUCUAUGUCAAAUGGAUAUUGAUGAAUGUACUGAGGAUUCAACUCUUUGUACCAAUGGAAGAUGUUUCAAUCUCAAUGGAACUUUCACCUGCGUAUGCAACACUAAUUUCACAUUGACGAAUGGAAGUGCCUGCACUGCUAUCACAAAUGACCUUGCUACAAGUAAAGUGAGGGUGAAUAUUACAGGAACUGCACUAAAUGAAGAGCCCUUAGUUUACACUACAGACUUAACUAUUAGGUCAUCGGCCAUAUUCAUUGAAUUAGAGAUUAAAUUCUGUUUUGUGUUUAGGGAAUAUGUGAGGAACCUUUUGGGUCAACAGCUCGAAGCGUAUAAUUGCAUUGUGAUAGCAUUUAGCCAAGGUAGUGUGGUUGCUGAUAUAGAAAUGGAACUGGGUGCUGGCACCCAAGAUACUGCAGAUGGACUUGCACUGACUUUAACUGAAAUGGCCAGCAACUUUAGUGGAUCUUUAUCAGCUGAAGGACAAACCCUUGAUGCAAGUAUAGCAAUAAAUGUUCAAUGUGAUCAGACGAAUUGUCAGAAUGGAGGAACUUGUAUUACUUCAGGAGACCCAUGUGAUUGCCUUGCUGGUUUCAAUGGAGAUCUAUGCCAAAAUGAUAUCAAUGAAUGCCUGUCGGAUCCUUGCAUGAAUGGAGGGAAUUGCACGGAGGGGGUUGACUAUUUCAACUGUACUUGCCCAGAUGGUUACAAUGGAACUAUGUGUGAAGAAGAUAUUAAUGAGUGUCAAGCAAGUAAUCCUUGUGUAAAUGGAAUCUGCAUGAAUAACAUGGGAUCUUAUACAUGCAACUGUAACAACGGAUAUAUGCUUAGUCCUGAUGGUAGUACAUGCAUUGAUAUUGAUGAAUGCCUUGGGGACAAUCCCUGCGUCAAUGGAACAUGUGAUAAUACUGAUGGAUCUUACACUUGCAACUGUACUGUUGGUUUUCAGUUAAGUUCUGAUAACAGUACAUGUGAUGUUGAGUGUGGUAAUUCAGUUUGUGAGAAUGGUGGAUCAUGCAUAGACGGUAACUGUUCUUGUGUGGCAGGAUUCAAUGGAACUAUGUGUGAAAACAAUAUUGAUGAUUGUUUACCUGAUCCCUGUGUGAAUGGAGGGAAUUGCACGGAUGGGGUUAACUACUUCACCUGCACUUGUCCAGAUGGUUACAAUGGAACUAUGUGUGAAGAAGAUAUCGAUGAGUGCUCAGGAACUAAUCCUUGUGACCAGGGCAAUUGCACUAAUACCAAUGGAUCAUAUACAUGCAGCUGCUACAGUGGUUUUAUGCUAAGCCAAGAUGAAAGUACAUGCAUUGAUAUUGACGAGUGUGCAGGAAAUAAUCCGUGUAUAAAUGGCACAUGUGACAAUGAAUCUGGAUAUUAUACUUGCACCUGUGAUGAUGGAUUCAUGUUAAGUGUUGAUAACAGUACAUGCAUUGAUAUUGAUGAGUGCUUGGAAAGUAAUCCUUGUGGAAAUGGUACAUGUAGUAAUAACAAUGGAUCUUAUACAUGUAGCUGUGAUAAUGGUUAUGAGUUAAGCGUUGAUGCCAGUACAUGUAAUGAUAUCGACGAGUGUACUGGAUCUAAUCCUUGUGUAAAUGGUACAUGUAAUAAUAAUGAUGGAUCCUAUACAUGUAGCUGUGAUAAUGGUUAUGAGUUAAGCGUUGAUGCCAGUACAUGUAAUGAUAUCGACGAGUGUACUGGAUCUAAUCCUUGUGUAAAUGGUACAUGUAAUAAUAAUGAUGGAUCCUAUACAUGUAGCUGUGAUAAUGGUUAUGAGUUAAGCGUUGAUGCCAGUACAUGUAAUGAUAUCGACGAGUGUACUGGAUCUAAUCCUUGUGUAAAUGGUACAUGUAAUAAUAAUGAUGGAUCCUAUACAUGUAGCUGUGAUAAUGGUUAUGAGUUAAGCGUUGAUGCCAGUACAUGUAAUGAUAUCGACGAGUGUACUGGAUCUAAUCCUUGUGUAAAUGGUACAUGUAAUAAUAAUGAUGGAUCCUAUACAUGUAGCUGUGAUAAUGGUUAUGAGUUAAGCGUUGAUGCCAGUACAUGUAAUGAUAUCGACGAGUGUACUGGAUCUAAUCCUUGUGUAAAUGGUACAUGUAAUAAUAAUGAUGGAUCCUAUACAUGUAGCUGUGACUCUGGUUUUAUGUUCAAUGGCAGUACAUGCAAUGAUAUUGAUGAGUGCUCUGGAUCUAAUCCUUGUGUAAAUGGUACAUGUAAUAAUAAUGAUGGAUCCUAUACAUGUAGCUGUGACACUGGUUUUAUGUUCAAUGGCAGUACAUGCAAUGAUAUUGAUGAGUGCUCUGGAUCUAAUCCUUGUGUAAAUGGUACAUGUAUUAAUAAUGAUGGAUCCUAUACAUGUAGCUGUGACACUGGUUUUAUGUUCAAUGGCAGUACAUGCAAUGAUAUCGAUGAGUGUACUGGAUCUAAUCCUUGUGUAAAUGGUACAUGUAUUAAUAAUGAUGGAUCCUAUACAUGUAGCUGUCACACUGGUUUUAUGUUCAAUGGCAGUACAUGCAAUGAUAUUGAUGAGUGUACUGGAACUAAUCCUUGUGGAAAUGGUACAUGUAAUAAUAAUGAUGGAUCCUAUACAUGUAGCUGUGACAAUGGUUUUGAGCUAAGCGUUGAUGCCAGCACAUGCAUUGACAUUGAUGAAUGUGCAGUAAAUAAUCCAUGUGUAAAUGGGACAUGUAGUAAUAACAAUGGAUCCUAUACAUGCAGCUGUAACAGUGGUUUCGAGUUGAGCCUUGAUGCCAGUACAUGCAAUGAUAUUGAUGAGUGUGCCGGAAAUAAUCCUUGUGUAAAUGGAAGCUGUACUAAUAACAAUGGAUCCUAUACAUGUAGCUGUGACAGUGGUUUUAUGUUUAAUGGCAGUACAUGCAAUGGUAUGGACAGUUCCUGUCCUACUGCAUUUACUGGAAUUACGUGUCAAACAGAUGUUGACGAGUGUGUUGAUUCUAGUCUGUGUACCAAUGGGAGAUGUGUUAAUCUUGCUGGCUCCUACACAUGUGUAUGCAAUAUGGGUUUUACAUUGACAAAUACAGAUUCUUGCACUGCUAUCUCAUCAUCCCUUGCUACAAGUUCAGUAAGGAUUCGGCUAACAGGAGUACGACUAAACGGUCUUCCUCUUACCUUUACUGCGGACUUAACAAAUAGAUCGUCAGCCUUAUUCAUGGAAUAUGAUACUUCUUACUGUUUCAUUUUCACAAACUAUGUAAGUGCAUUAUUGUCAAUUGGCCUUCCAAGUUGUGAAGUGGUUGGAUUCAGCCAAGGUAGUAUUAUUGGUGUCCUUGACCUUACAAUUGCCGCUGCAACCCAAACCUUAGCUGAUGAUCAUGCACUGGCAGUACCAACACUGUCUACCAACUCUCUACUAGCAUCAUUUAAUGGUAUUACUCUAGAAGGAUCCUUUAAUGCUAAUGUUCAAUGUGAUCAGACGAAUUGUCAGAAUGGAGGAUCUUGUAUUACUUCAGGAGACCCAUGUGAUUGCCUGGCUGGUUUCAAUGGAGAUCUAUGCCAAAAUGAUACUGGUAAUUCAGAGUUGUCUGUUGGAGCCAUAAUUGGUAUUGCACUUGGAGUAUUUGGAUUUGUAAUCAUAAUAGUUGGCUGUGUCUGCUGUAUGUUCCUUCAAAGCUUCAGACAAAAUCAAGCAACAAAAGCCAUGCUUUCGAAUGGACGUUAUGACUAUCCAUCUUUUAAUAUGAAUGGUUCCUAUGAUGGUUCUGAAGAGUAUGAUUCUUUUGAAGGACGUCGUAUGGCUGUGGGUCAAGCUUUGGAUCGCCUUCGUGGAAAUGGAGCAAUGUAUAACGGCAAUGGAAGAUCGCCUGAGGAAGGCCGCAAUUUCAGGACGCCAUACGUUGCGGGUGAUAGAGAUACGGAAAACGGAGUGGAGCGAAAUCCUGUCUACUUUUAAUUGAUGCAAAGUUAACUUUCUAACAGAGAACCAACAUGACAACUGGACAUACCAAAUAGAAAGGAGCUAUAUAUCGAUGUUUUACAGAAUAAUGUUCUUUUUAUUUUGAGUAGUGUAGAUGAGAACAUCAAUCAUUUUCAUUUUUUUCAUUUGGCUCAUAUAAUGACACAUUUAACUGUUUAUUUCUCCUUUUUAUAAUAUUUUUUUUUUUACAUCUGAUGUCUGUUUCUUAACUGUAUUUCAAUUCCCCCUUUUCAUGGCAUAUAUAUUAUUCAAUGUACAACACCUAUCUACCUAUUUAUCUAUUUGAAGGAAUGUUUUUUAAUCAUUACAUUGAUUUGUCUACAUUCUGUCUCAUCAAAUACAUAUUUUUACUAUUUCUUUACGUUCAGUACUAUGCAAUAUUUUUAAAUAUUCAUUUUUGUAAAAAGAAAAAACAAUAUGAGUCUUUUUAUUGAAUUAUGAAUGAUAUAUACUUAUUUUUAAUGGAGAUAAUGUACUACAUGUUAGUGCAUUGAGUUAAUCAAGGUUUGUAAAUUUAUAACUCCUUUUUCCACUGUUCUUUAUUUGGAUGCCCACUUUAUAUGAUAAUGAUAUGGUCAUAAAUGAAUGAAAUCCAUUUUUCAUAAAUCUAUUAGUCGAUUAAAAUUAGGGGCUCCUUUGGCGUAAAAAGAGUAAAUAGGGUAAAUUUAAUGGUUAAAAUACUGGAAUUCCAUUAAAACUGGAUGAAUAUAGAUUAUUCCAUUAAAACUGGAUGAAUAUAGAUUAAAUCAAUAAAACGGUUGUAGGCAUAAAUGUAUUAAGAAGAAUGGACUCAUCUCAUUGUACAAUAAUUGAGUUUUCUGCUCAAAGAAUGUGAAAAUAUGAUUGAUUUACUGUUUUUAUGUUAAAGAUCCCAUAGUUAUUACUCUUUUGUAACAAGGGGCAUAUUUUGUAUACACAAGCACAUGUAUUCAAAUGUAAAAUGAUAAUGACUUCAUAUCACAAAAUACACAAGAAUAGCUCAGGAUGUCAAAUCAUUAGCUCUCUUAUUGCACAUCCGAGGUGAAUGCAUAUGUGAUGUGUUACACAGAAAUAACAAAAAACUCUACUUUCCAUACCUUAAUGUUACUUCUGACUUUUGAUGAAAUCUCUAGUCAUUGGCAUGUUCUUGAUAUGUUCAUAUCAAUUAUAAUUUUAGGCUAGUGUACGGUUUUAAGGUACUAAAGCAUAUUACCCUUGUCAAAACUCUCCUCUGCCAAAAA
Lytechinus variegatus (green sea urchin) is the source of this 7679-nucleotide messenger RNA. Its product is annotated as fibrillin-1-like. The record is from RefSeq and is a predicted model, not a curated record. The transcript has 51 exons. Gene Ontology annotation, molecular function: calcium ion binding. The coding region runs from base 4 to 6435 and encodes 2143 amino acids. NCBI's taxonomy places the organism in Eukaryota, Metazoa, Echinodermata, Echinoidea, Temnopleuroida, Toxopneustidae.